CGUCGCUGCCGAAGAGGAGGGUGGCUGCGCCUGGACGGCCUCUGUGCAGCCCGGCGGGUGCGGCGACAUCCUGCGCGUCCUGCUGCUGCAGCUGCGGGCGGACGGCCAGCUGGGAGAGGUUGACGACGCCAUUGCCGUUCCUGACGGCCCUGCUGCGGCUCACGUGGGGCCGCCUCUCAUCUUCGUCCUCCCGAUAACUGAUAAGCACCUCGACAAUGGUCGUCUGAAAGUUAAUGAUAUUCUUCGUAACAUCCCGAAGCAAUGGAACAUCCCUCGCAGUUUGCGGCACUUAAGGGGCGACGGCACUGAGGAACUGCUGCGGGUCAUAGGUGCGCACCUCGAGGAGUUGCAGACCUCGGGGGACGUUCAGCCCAGCGUCAUGGAGGAGGUGCGGAAGAUGUCGGGACUCAGAAGACUAGAAGUUAAAUGCGCUCAGAAUGUGGAAUACCCGGACCUUCCGUUACAGCUGGAAGAGCUCAGUUUAAAUUAUGGGACCGAGAACCAGCUGCGUUGUGUGGAGCGCAUGCCCAGGCUACGCAGCUUGGAGGUAAUCAACUACCUUGGUCCAAAUCUGACCUUCCCUCACUCGCAGCAUAACAGGCUGAUGUGGCUCUACGUGGGCUUCAAUACUGACCACAAGCCCACCAUGCUGUCCCUGAUUCGCGCCUACGCCUCUUCCGUACAGGAACUCCGUGUGUUCUGCACCUUGCCUACUGGUGACAAGGACUUUUACUUCCCUGAUCUGGGCCAGGAACUAGCGGCGUGCCGCCUGGUCGCCUUGCGGCGGCUCGUCCUUGUACGCCCUAUGGAAUAUCGGUGCACGGACAAUGCUUCUAGCUGCGUGUUACAGCGAAGAACUAUUCGAAGCGUAUUCCCACAUUCGGUCGACGUAGUUUGCAGGUCGUGUCACAGUCCGGAAUUCUAGUUGAAUGGCGGCAAUAUGACUUACGACGCGUCAAUGUAGCGAAAUCCCAUUCUAGCCCGGAGAUUAACUUUUAUGCGUUCAAAACCCCUGCUACAAGGAAAUUUCAAACCUCUGAAAUUUUCUUAAAUAAUGUUUUUUUUAAUUAUUUUUUUUUUAAAUACAAGUAUGUUGUCCAGUUUUAAUUAAACUCAAUGUAAA
Messenger RNA from Frankliniella occidentalis (western flower thrips), 1123 nucleotides. RefSeq lists its product as uncharacterized. The coding region runs from base 380 to 925 and encodes 181 amino acids. The transcript is spliced from 2 exons. NCBI's taxonomy places the organism in Eukaryota, Metazoa, Arthropoda, Insecta, Thysanoptera, Thripidae. The record is from RefSeq and is a predicted model, not a curated record.